This is a messenger RNA of Lactuca virosa, 979 nucleotides long. The record is from the annotation of a GenBank genome assembly. NCBI's taxonomy places the organism in Eukaryota, Viridiplantae, Streptophyta, Magnoliopsida, Asterales, Asteraceae.
AUAAGGGAAUUUGGGUUAUUUAGCAUGACUAACACGUAAAGCCUGUUCCGGUGACCUUAUCUCUCUGCCUCCUUUUUCCGGAGGUAAUAGGAUGGGGAAAAUGUUGCCGCCGGAGAUGAAAAUUGGCAAGAAAUCGUUUCCUCCGAUGUCAAAGUGCGAUUUAUCAUCGGUCAGCCACCUCUCAAUUGCUGCGGACCUCGACGGAACCCUACUGAAAGCGAGCCUUCCUUUUCUAUACUACGUACUCCUCGCAAUCGAAGCCGGCAGCCUUCUCCGCGGCCUAAUUUUGAUGCUAUCUCUUCCGAUCAUUGCAAUAGUGUGUAUUUUCAUCUCCGAAGAUUUAGCCGGAAAGAUACUGAUAUUCCUUGCAUUCUUCGGGGUUAAGGUCAGCGACCUUGAGAACGCCUCGCGCGCCGUCCUGCCGUGGUUCUACGCGGUGGAUGUGAGGAGCGACAGCUUCGAAGUGUUUGAUAGUUGUCGGAGAAAGGUAGUUGUGACGGCAAACCCGACGGUGAUGGUGGAUGCAUUCGCGCAGGAGUUUUUGGGAGCGGAUAAGGUGCUUGGAACGGAGAUCGAGGUGGAUCCGUGGACGGAAAGAGCUACCGGAUUUGUGAAAGCGCCUGGUAUUUUGGUCGGAAAAUUGAAGAAGAUGGCUGUUCAAAAGGAGUUUGGAGAAGAUAUGCCUGAUAUCGGACUCGGUGAUCGGAAAUCUGACCACGAUUUCAUGUCCAUUUGCAAGGAGGGCUACAUGGUGCCAAGAGACCAUUCUGCAAGCAUAGUAUCACCAUACCGUCUAAAAAACAAAAUGAUCUUCCAGCUCAACCACAACCACAACCAGAAUGACUAUCCACUCCAACAACCAAGAAACGCUCUAAUCACCACCUACAUUCGACUGCCAUUCACAUUCAUCCAUUCAUUCGUCAGUCUCUACUUCAAUCUUUCACUACUUAAAGCAAUCAUAAGAUCCGCAAUUUAUUAA